Messenger RNA from Hansenula anomala, 1374 nucleotides. It is a transcript of the gene LAT1, whose product is annotated as dihydrolipoyllysine-residue acetyltransferase. Gene Ontology annotation, cellular component: pyruvate dehydrogenase complex. Gene Ontology annotation, molecular function: dihydrolipoyllysine-residue acetyltransferase activity. The transcript has a single exon. Gene Ontology annotation, biological process: pyruvate decarboxylation to acetyl-CoA. The record is from RefSeq and is a predicted model, not a curated record. The coding region runs from base 1 to 1374 and encodes 457 amino acids. NCBI's taxonomy places the organism in Eukaryota, Fungi, Ascomycota, Saccharomycetes, Phaffomycetales, Wickerhamomycetaceae.
AUGUUAACCAGAUGCACCAGAUUGAACUCUUUGAACAUUGUUCGUUUCCAAUCAUCUUAUCCUCCUCAUACCGUCAUUGGUAUGCCUGCAUUGUCUCCAACCAUGACUCAAGGUAACUUGGCUGUCUGGAACAAGUCUGUUGGUGAUCAAUUACAACCAGGUGAAGCUAUUGCUGAAAUUGAAACUGAUAAAGCUCAAAUGGAUUUUGAAUUUCAAGAAGAAGGUUAUUUAGCUAAAAUCUUGGUCGAAGCUGGUACAAAAGAUAUCCCAGUUAACACCCCAAUUGCUGUUUACGUUGAAGAUAAAGGUGAUGUUGAUGCUUUUAAAGAUUUCACUGCUGAAGCUAAAUCUGAAAAAAAAGAAGCUCCAAAAGAUGAAUCUAAAUCCGAAGAAGCACCAAAGAAAGAUGAAGGUUCUUCUGCUCCAAAGAAAUCUACUCCAUCCUCAUCUUCAUCAUCAUCAUCAGCUCCAACUGAUCGUAUAAUUGCAUCCCCAUUAGCUAAAACCAUUGCUUUAGAUAAAGGUAUUUCUUUAAGACAAGUUAAAGGUUCAGGUCCAAACGGUAGAAUUGUUAAAGAAGAUGUUGAAAAAUUCAUUGCUGAUAACAAAGUUGAAACUCCAAAAGCUGGUGCUCCAGCUCAAGUUGCUGCAGGUUCAGGUUCUUCAGCUCCAGAUUUUGUUGAUGUUCCAGUUUCAAACAUGAGAAAAAUCAUUGGUAAACGUUUAUUGGAAUCUACUCAAACUAACCCAUCAUACAUUGUCUCCUCUCAAAUCUCAGUUUCAAAAUUAUUGAAAUUAAGAGCUUCAUUAAAUGCUCAAGCUAAUGAUCGUUAUAAAUUAUCAAUUAAUGAUAUUUUAAUCAAAGCCAUUUCAGCUGCUGCUCGUCGUGUUCCAGAAGCUAACUCACAUUGGUUAGAAGCUGAAGGUGUUAUUAGACAAUAUAACAACGUUGAUGUUUCAGUUGCGGUUGCUACUCCAUCUGGAUUAAUUACUCCAAUUGUUAAAAACGCACAUGCUAAAGGUUUAGUUGAUAUUUCAAAAGAAGUUAAAGAUUUAGGUAAACGUGCCAAGGAUAACAAAUUAAAACCAGAAGAAUUCCAAGGUGGUACCAUUUGUAUUUCAAACUUGGGUAUGAACCAUGCUGUUAAUUUAUUCACUUCAAUUAUUAAUCCUCCACAAUCAACCAUUUUAGCCAUUGGUACCGUUUCAAAAGUUGCUGUUGAAGAUAAAGCUAAUCCAAAUGGAUUCAUCUUUGACUCAAAGAUUAACAUCACUGGUACUUUUGAUCAUAGAGUUGUUGAUGGUGCUAAAGGUGGUGAAUUUAUCAAGGCUUUGAAAGAAGUUAUUGAAAACCCAUUGGAAUUAUUAUUAUAA